This is a messenger RNA of Caenorhabditis auriculariae, 2609 nucleotides long. Lineage: Eukaryota; Metazoa; Nematoda; Chromadorea; Rhabditida; Rhabditidae. The record is from the annotation of a GenBank genome assembly.
AUGCGAAGUCGUCCGGCAGGCCUGCUGCAAUUCGUCGAUGAAUUAUGGAAAAACUUUUUCCUUUCUUUUCUUCAACGUGGCGCUUUCCUUCGAGCCGCUCUCUGGCCUCUGCACGUUAGGAAGUCCUCACGCCUUUACAUUCCUAACAAUUUAAUUACCGCAAUCUGUUUUCUCAAAAUAGAUCUCCAUGGAAUCGAUUUCGGAAUGUUUCAGACUGGAAUGUCCAUAGAGGAAGUGCCGGAAUGCCCGGCGACGUCAGAGGCCGACUUCACCACCGUCCAGUUCCUUUUCCGCGCCUACCUCAUGCCGCUCACCUACCUUUUCGGCAUCAUUUCAAAUGCUAUCAACGUGGUCGUUUUUUCUCAAAAAUCGGUAAGUUAAACCGAGAAAAUAAUUAGUUCAACCGAAGUUUUCUGUGGACUUAAAACUUUUUUCGCAUAUGAAACUGACGCUUGAUGAUAAGGAAAUCACGGCGCGUAAAAAGUUUAUAGUUAUAACUUUUUUUUUUCCUAAACUUACCUAAUAUUUCUGAGACUUCGCUCGUUUUUUUGAGACAUGUAAAAAAACCAUAGGAAAUCAAGUUUUAAUUUUUUUUUCUGAAGCUGUGUUCCAGUUUUUGCCAUCAAUAUUCGUAUUCAAUAAGACUGUGCACAAUUCCAUUAUUUUUUGCUUGUGAACCAUGUAACAUUUUAUUUUACUUCUGGUUUCCCAUCCCGUAAAAUUAAGAUAUUUUUCAGAUGCGCAGCCAGCCAGUGAAUUGGUUUUUUCUUGUUUUGUCGAUCAGCGACUUUAUCGUUCUUGUUUCUUCGUUCUUCGUUUUCUCGGCUCCUGUCUACGCAGAAUAUUCUCGAGAUUUCAGUUAGUUGCUCCAUGUGGACCUCUUUUCCAGAAUGGAAAAAUUCAGACUGGUCGAGGACCUCUGUAUAUUUACUCGUGUGGUUUUAUCCGUGGGCUCAAACUAGCCACACCAUGUCUGUUUACGUAACGAUUCUGGUGUCUGUACAUCGGUAUCUUGGCGUGUGCCAUCCUUUUUUGGUUUGCUCUCGGUGUCAAAAGUUUCUAAAGGAAGAAAGUUAAAGAUAAGAAGAAUAUCAAGUUCAACAGCCGUCAAAAUCGUUUUGAUCAGCGCAAUAAUCUUUGCAUUUUCUGUUCAACACGAGCCGUUGGUUCGAGCUCUUCGUCAAUUCUUGCUAUAGUGUUGCACACAAGAGGUGAGCACGCAAGGAAAAAAAAACUGAACAAAAGAAAGGUCGCCUUCCUCGUCCAGACCAGAGAUGUGUGACAAAUUCUUUCAAAGUAACCGAAAAUAUCCGAUCUUUUAAGUUACCAGCGGUUGGAAAAAAAAAUAGCAAGUAAUGCAAACUCUAAAUAAGUGGAAAUCACCCAUUUUUAGAGCAAAAUGUGCCUGUAGGGAUUUUUUUUUCAAUAAAUUAACUUUACAACUCUGACUCGAGUCAAAAGUGAAUAAUUUAUACUUUUCAAACACGACGGUUUUCCUACAUGAUUUGCGUGUUCAUGCAGCUAUCUGGUAAAGACUGAAUGCUAGCGAUGUACCUGAGCUUUCAUCAUAGUCUACAUCGGAACAGGAAUGAUUUAUUGAUUGAUUCAGAAAGUCUGCAGUCGUGAACCCGACGGCGUUGAUGCUGGACAGUACGUACACAGUCUUUUACCGUAACGGUGCCUACACUCUAGUAAUGUUUUUCCUACCUUUUGCCAUCCUUUCCUAUGUCAAUCUUCGGAUCAUUGCGACGCUGCAAAUGUCGCAUAAGUGAGUUCCAAUUAUCCAAAAUCCCUUCAAAAACGUACAAUUUGAAACCUCCCUCUUCGAAAGUUGAUUAACAAAAACCAACUUCGUGAUAUUUACAGUACUAAAAGAAAUGAGAGAAAAGCUUUUUGAUUAAAAAUUAAAUUUCUUGGGAGAUCGUUGAUUAGAAGUGUUUCCGUAGUUUCUCUUCACGAUCAAAGCCUAUUAAUUUCUUACAAAAGGGUUUAUAGUAAAUAUUGUGGUUAUAAAUUAGAAAUCCUUGCAAUCGACCUGUAAUCUCAAUAAAAACAAAGCUCUAAUCUGUUGAUUCUGAAAUUACUUUCUAUGAAGACUGAUCAUUACAAAGUUUAAUAAAUAUUUUGGCUCGGUGAGCAAAAUUAGUUUCAGCAUGCGCCGAGAAAUGACCAAGUGUCAGAGAAUCCGCCGUGAUCCGACGGCUCCGAGCGAGACGGUUAUCAUGAAGCAGGACGGCUGCACCGUCACCAGCAUCGAGAGCAGUGCCAACAGCAACGCGAACGGUACCGCUCGACUUUUCAAGAAAAACUAACCUGUGAGAUCAGACCGAAAAGAGAACGGAGUGACUGUGAUGCUGGUGGCUAUCACCACCGAGUUCUUGCUUUUCAACUUGCUUGCAUUUGCCACCAAUAUCAUCGAAUUGAUGAAAGACCAUUUGACUGAAUUCUUCGGGAGCGGUUAUUCCAAUGCGGAGACAUUGCUCGUUGAAGUCUCUUCCCUGUUCGUCAACUUUAAUGGCGCCUCUACAAUUGCCGUCUACCUUAUCUUCGGCAGCAAGUAUCGGGCUGUCUUUUCGAGGGUGAGCAAGAAGCAAAAGAAUUUGAAAUGA